UCCAAUAUUUAUCAGAUGUAGUCCAUAUUUUCGUUAGCGACGUUCCCAAGGAGUUACAUGCAAAGAGGGCAUGCUUUUAUACCAACGCGCAUUAAAUGACAGCAAUUUGAAUCGUCACGUUUUACCGUGCCCAGUUUAAAUGCUCUCUUCCCUUUAUGAGUAGGUAGGCAGGCAAGCAAGCAGACAUUCCUUGGUCAGUCAGAAGUUGUCGGAGUUCGAGCCGCGCGUCUGCACCACUCCGUUUUCCCUUUCCACCUUGUGCCUGUCUAGGCUUUCGUGUCUGACAUUCAAAUAAAGCUCGAUUAGGCUGCACAAAAGGCCUCUUCUCAAUAAUUAGGAACAGUUAGUGUAAAAGUCGAUUGCAGACUACUGGCUAUAUCGAUCCGGAAUCGAAAAAUGGACGAUUGGCGUCGUCGCUUAGAGUAGCAGUUUGGCGUCGAAAAAUAUUUAAGAAAUCAUUCGCUUUGUAUAGGCAUUUGUAGGAUUUGUGCAGUGUUCCCGGCGUGAGCCUAGGGCCCUUUGACCUGCGUUUGCACAAAAGUGAUGGUGGGCAUUUCUCGAUAGCGUAGAUUUCAGGUUAAGUUUAUUGCAAACAUUGUCAUCGCUGUUUGCGAUAGGCGACUUGCGGCUAUGAAGGUCCGUCGCGGAAACAAGCCCUAUUCAUCCGGUGGCUCUUCGGAAAAUACCUCUGAUAGCUUAGAAGAUGAUUUGGCAGCAGCUCAGGAAUUCCCGACUGUCGAUGUCCGUGAACAGUGUCCAAAGUUUAGCUCCAUCGUUGACGGGAGACCCGGAAAGCAGACUGGCUGUGUAACCGAAUUUGCUCUUGAUAUUAUGUGCACACCGGAAGUGUACGCGGCUAUCGCCGUCUUGUGUUCAAUACAUAUUUACUCAUUCGCGAACAACUGUGUCAAGUACCAACUUAAACGACGUGAUCAAAUGGUGGACAUCUCUGACCAAAGCAAGUUUACAAUAACAACAGAACGUCAAAAUCGGUAUUCGAAUUUCACGUUGUCUUUGGAAGACAUCGAUCCACUUCAAUUGGAACUUGAAACACUGCUUGUAGCAGUGGUUCAGCGCAAACAACAGCUUCGAGCUCAACUGGAGGCGCUUGAUCACGACGAUUCGACGGGAAGUCGAGAGGGAAAUCGUACCGAACGUGAUCGGGGUGACAAACAGAGGGCCUCUUCACCGCUGCAGGGGGGCUCAAUGAGUAAGCGGUCCCGAGGAGCAGAUCAUAAAUCCAACAAAAAGGGCUCAAAGGAUAAAUCGAGUAAAGCCGUAUCUGGGCACGAUGCAACAGGCGAAAAUAUUAAUCAGGAAUCUGGCUCGACGCCUGCCCCCAAAAUUCCUAAAUCGGGUCCUAAGGUUCCUGGUGGCCAAUGCCAAGGCAACAAAGCAGGACAAGGUCCUCUGCCUGCUAACGAUGCUCCCCAUCGUUUUUGGGCAUACUUAAAUAAUUAUUGUCAAGCAGCUAACGACGAUCAAGUUGAGGGACUUGAAAAUAUGUUGGAGGCUCAAGAAGCUAUCAAGUUUUCUGAAUACGUAAAAGUACCACCCUUGGGCACCCACUACAUAGUUAAGUGGGCUCAAGAGGAUUUACUUGAAGAACAGAUGGAAGCAACUCCAGAAGCUUCGACUGUUAACUUCAUGGAAGAUAUGGAGAAGGUUCUUCACCAAACUGCUAAGGAGUCAUUGAGUGACGAGCGUUAUGGAACCUUGACGCAACGUCUUAUGUCUUGCCUACUUGAAGAGAACGGGAUCGUUCCACCGGGUGAAGAAAUGCCAUUCGUUGUGGCACAGGGACGGACGACCUCAGCCCCAAAUGCAGCAUCUAUUGAGCAGCGCAUCCGGAGGGAACUUGAAGAACUCGGGGUUAUGCAGGCUCUUGCUGAAAAGGUGGCUGAACAGGACGAUGAGGUGUUUUUGGAGUUACGAAAAUGUCAGUCUCAGCUAUUGUCAAUUUCGGCACAAAACGUGCGAAUGCUACGUGCACUGCUCGAAAAGGCUCGCAGGCGGAGGGCCGAGUAUGAGCUAGAAGAACGUUUACGUGCUAUCGACCAAGAAAUGCUCGAUCAGUUCAGGCGACGAAAAGCGACUGCAAGGUCCUCACGAACUUCAUCGCUGAUUCUACUUCCGCCGACGAAACAGGAUAAGGAACAAAUGCGGGCAUUGCUCGAUGAACGGAAAUCUAUUCUCGCCAGAUUAGACCCUAUGAAAAUUGUCACGGUGAAGACCGAACCUCUCUAGUCCUGUUAAACAGAUCGACUUUAUAUACAGACGCAAGCAGUUCAUUUGAUGUGAGACCUACCGCUUUAAUACCAAUUAAAAUUACUGCUUUGAUGUCCAAACAAGCAGACGAAAAUGAAGAACAGCAUAAAACAAGGAAAACGGAGUAAAUCUCACCGAAGUUACAUCACCUAUACUUAGCCAUAGUGCUAAACAGCUAAAUUUACAGUUCUAACUUCAAUUGAUUUCGACUAACUUCGAAUAUAUGUGUAUUUAGUCAAUGUUGUCUUUAUACAUGAGUAAAUUCGCAUAAAGAAAUUGGUCAUCGACAGCAUGUCUGAUGUGAAUCAAAGUUCGUA
Messenger RNA from Varroa destructor (honeybee mite), 2585 nucleotides. RefSeq names its product transcriptional adapter 3-B-like. Gene Ontology annotation, cellular component: SAGA complex. Gene Ontology annotation, molecular function: transcription coactivator activity. Lineage: Eukaryota; Metazoa; Arthropoda; Arachnida; Mesostigmata; Varroidae. The record is from RefSeq and is a predicted model, not a curated record. Gene Ontology annotation, biological process: regulation of transcription by RNA polymerase II.